This is a messenger RNA of Sphaerulina musiva SO2202, 1843 nucleotides long. RefSeq lists its product as uncharacterized. Lineage: Eukaryota; Fungi; Ascomycota; Dothideomycetes; Mycosphaerellales; Mycosphaerellaceae. The record is from RefSeq and is a predicted model, not a curated record. The annotation marks the transcript as partial. The transcript has 3 exons.
AUGGUCUCCACCGAGCAGCCAUGGCACGCAGCCUUCCCGGCGCCCAAGCCCGAGUAUACCGCAGAAGUCAUGCCUCGCAAUCGCGCUCUCACCGUGCUGAGCAUGCGCAUCGCUUCCAUGCUCAUCGUAGAUGUCCGGCGCACCGAUUACGAAGGCGGCAGCAUCCGAGGGAGUCUCAACAUUCCUGCGCACGGGUUCUGGUGGAAUCGCGGCAUUCUGUAUGAGUUGUGCUAUAAAGCAGAUAUUGAGUGGGUGGUGUUCACGUGCGGGUCGAGUAAUGGCCGUGGACCGAGAUGCGCGAGUUGGUUUCUCGAGCAUGUCCGGGACACGGUGGGAGAUCAGGAUAUGAAUGUUCUGGUUCUGGAAGGGGGUGUGAAAGGAUGGGUCAAAUCGGGGGACCAGUAUACGGCCUAUAUGGAUGGAUACAAGGAGGACUAUUGGAGGGAACUGUUCGCGAAGGAAGAAGAGAAGGAGAGGAACGGGUCCAGUGGAGCGGCGGCUCACGAACCGGCAUCGCAGAUGGUUGCCAGGGCAGUGGGAGACGGAGAUGUAUUGAAGUGACGAGCUCGAUGGCUACGGUAGAACUAUACCUCCCGGCGGUGAGCAGCUGACACUGGCACUGGCACCGGUAUUGGCACUAGAUAUUCGCCAGCCGCUUCUUCUCAAGGUAUCCUUCUCACGUCAUCGCUUGGUAGGUUGGUAUGAGACACAAGGCCACCACUUCAGCAAAGCCACCACUCUCUAUAUACAACUCGACCGACGCGAACUUCCAAAGAAUCUUCUACCACACCAACAACACUGACAACCUUGCACACACUCCAUCCACUGGACAGUGGACACACACGCGCUUGCAGCGAGAGCGACACAUGAUGGAUAGAACAAACAGCGAGUCCGGGUAUGAAGAUGCGUUAGAGAAGAUGCCAGCGGCCGCCGCUUCGUCUGCGACGUGCGCAUCGCCUACGUUGCAUCUCCCCUUCCAGUCAAGGCUGUUGAACUUGCCCCCGGAGCUCCGACUAAAUAUUUACGACGAGUUGAUGCACCAUGUUGCCGCUACAUCGAACGGUGUUCUUGAAACCCAUGCUCUCGGAUACAUGAUGGCCGCAACGCUCAAGGAGCAAGGGAGCGCUUUCUUCUUUAGCACCAUCAUCCCCAAGUGUACCAUGGUCUGCAAGCAGUUUGCUCGCGAAUAUGAAGAUCAUGUGCUCGGCCAUACAUCGAUGACCAUUUGCUUCGCGCAUGGAAUCGCGAAAAAUAUGGAAGCUCUUCCAUGGCGUGGGCUUGCUCCGCAGCGACGCGUAUUCCAGACAAUCCGGCGAUUUGAUAUUCAGAUCUGGUCGAGCGUCGCUUUUGGCUGUGGACAACCUUGGUAUGACAAGGCGGUCGAUUGGCUGAAAAUGCAGCCCCAGCAACAAAAGGAGGUCCAUGGUGAUUGGACUCCUACCAAGCAGGUGUUUGAGGACUUGCACGAGUUCUUGAUCAACUUCCACCAACUCCUGUCCCCACGAGCGCGCCUCCACUUUUCGGUCGACGUUCCAUUUUUCAAGGAGGCACCGCACAUGGUUACCAAAUUUGAUCUGGAGGCAUUUGUCAAUAUGCUUGCCGACAGCGAAGAAGAGCACUGUCCAUUCGAUCAGCUGAGCAUCUCUCUCCGGCACACUUGCUAUAUCGAUAUGAAGCUGGAUCAUCCUGAGGAAUACUGGACACGUCGACUCAUCGAGAACGCAGGUGGACAGUACGAAGGGCCCGAGGCGACGGUGAGUUGGGGUUCCCGCAUCGCAUUCUACGAGGCAACGAUGAUUCAAGUCGGAGACGACGUAUGGGAGAGGGGCGAGUGGGAGUUUAU